Molecule: messenger RNA, 1377 nt
Organism: Penicillium cataractarum
Lineage: Eukaryota; Fungi; Ascomycota; Eurotiomycetes; Eurotiales; Aspergillaceae
Exons: 1
Coding region: 1-1377 (458 amino acids)
Molecular function (GO): heme binding; oxidoreductase activity, acting on paired donors, with incorporation or reduction of molecular oxygen; iron ion binding
Source: RefSeq, a predicted model, not a curated record
AUGUCUACCCCGAUACCCCAACCGCCCGGCAUUCCCAUCCUAGGGAACAUCUUCAAUGUCAAUCCCAAUGAGACAUGGAACUCACUGAUCAAACUCGCCAAGGAAUACGGCCCAAUCUUCAAGGUUAAAGCAUUAGGCAAGCAAAUCGUCUUCAUCGGCAGUGUGGAACUCCUCGAGGAAAUAUGCGACCAGCAACGAUUCCGAAAAUGCGUCACGGGUCCUAUUGUCGAGAUGCGCCGUUGCGCAAAUGACUGUCUGUUCACUGCAUACGACAUCGAAUCGAGCUGGGGCAUCGCACAUAGGAUCAUGAUACCCUUUGUCACAGAGUCCGGCACGGAUGCUUGUUUUGACGACAUGGCGACCGUUAUCCAAGACUUGACCCGCAAAUGGACGACGACCGUCAAGCAGCCAGUGUUGAUUACGGAUGACCUGGAUCGUCUACUUAUGGCCUCUUGCAUGCAGUGUUUCUUCAAUCAGCGGGUCGAAGUCCUCCAAGGCCCAGAUCCCGCUAUCAUCCCUGCUCUGGAGCGCAUCACGAUGGAAGCAAUGAAACGGCCUAAUCGUCUGGGUCUCGUGAAUUGGCUUUUCUAUGCACGCGGCUUUGAGAAUGAUAUCAAGAUCAUGCGUGAUUUUGCGAGUGGGAUUAUCAAGAGACGCAAGGAGACGCCGGAAGAAUCGCGCAAAGAUCUUCUAGAUGCAAUCCUGAACAAUACGGAUCUGGAGACUGGGAAACAACUCAGCGAUAGAGAGGCCGUGGACGAGGUCGUGACUAUGUUCAUUGGCGCCGCCACCAGCUCUAAUCUCGUCUCGUACGCCCUGUACUAUCUCCUGGAGAAUCCCGACGCGCGAGACAAAGCAUGCGCGGAGAUCGACUCGAUCAUCGGCUCCGAUGAGAAGAUCCAACUCGACAAGCUCAAGGAGCUUAAAUACUGCGAAGCCAUCAUCCUAGAAUCUCUCCGUCUAUCAGCCGUCGCUCCGGGCUUCAACAUCGAACCUAUCCCCACGGGAGACAAAAGCCCCGUCUUCCUGGCAGGAGGCAAAUACGAAAUCCCACACGACCAAACGAUGAUCACAAUCUUGCAUUCGGUCAACCGCGACCCUGCCGUCUUCGAAGACCCGGAAAUCUUCAAUCCAGAGCGUAUGCUCGGCGAGAGAUUGGAGAAUCUCCCCAGCGGAGCGAAGAAGGGCUUUGGGAACGGUAAACGCCAGUGCUAUGGGAAGGCGUGGGCGUGGCGCUGGUCUGUUUUCACUCUUGCGAGUAUUUUGAAGGAUGUUUCGUUCGAGUUCCAGGAUCCGGAUUAUAAACUUGCUUCGAAUGGGGCGUUUAGUGUGAAGCCGUUGAAUUUUUAUGGUCUGGUUAGUCCGCGGACUAGGUGA